AUGUCGUCUCGCUGCACGGGCUUCCUAUCUCAGCCCAGCUUUUGGCAAGAGGAAGGCGAUGCGCCCAUCCUCAAGUUCGAUUUUGGCUGGCUGGCGAGCCACACGGAUGAGGCCAUUGCCAGAGCAAAUGCCUGGUUGCCGCACGUGGGCGUUGAACCAAGUCGGGUGGACGCUGACACCAAGCCGCUCUCAUCGGAGGGUGCCCGGAUCUUUCGCGCGGACGCCAACCGGACCUUCCGGAGCGAGCCCAACAGGCUUGUUUGUAUCAAGCUGCUCUCGUUCUCACAGCAGAAGUUCGGCGACUACCAGCAGUCACUGGGGUAUGUGGCAGGUCUUCUUCUGCUCUUCUUUGACCCAGCGACUUGCUUCAAGGUCUUGACCGUGUUGAACGACAGCCCGAAGUACCUCCCUGGCUAUUGGCGGGGUGAGGCCACGGCCUGUGCGGUGGAUGGCUAUGUGUGCGAGGGCUUGCUGAAGCCACAUCUGCGGGCGCGGCUCAAGGAGCUUGGACUUCUCCCUGAGACCUUUGUGCAGAAGUGGUUUGCUGGGAUCUGCAUACACCACCUUCCAUACAGCAUCCUGUUUGACUUCUUAGACAGGUUCUUUCAGCAUGGGAAUAGCUACUUGUUUCAAUUCUUCUUGUCCUUCUUCGACACCUUCGAGGAUGAGAUCAUGAGGGCUGCGAACAAUCCUGAGGCCAACAUGCUGAUCCGCUUUGAGUCCGCUCCAGAGGACCGGCUGCGACAGGUGGUCGAGGAGGCGAGCGCGCAGAGAUAUGUGGCCACCAUUCAGUCGCUGGACGUGCACAAGUGUCGCAUCUCCGCCUUUCAGGACGGCGGUUUCGGUGCUUCAGAAGACCGUGAUGUGUCACAGCUGGAGGUUUCAGCCAAGAUGAACCUCUUCACUCUCUCUGGGCGAUCUGUCAGCAGAUACUGCAGGAUCCGAUUUGCCAAAUGCCCAGCAGGAUCGGGAAUCGCAAGAAGAUGCAGCAGCGAGGCAAAAGGCUCCAAAGGUGGUCCUACUUCAGGUCCUCGAGCCAAUCCGAAGGACACGAAAGGCGUCUCCGCGUCCAAAGCCACGGACUUCGCCACGUGGUACACGCAGGUGAUCACGCGUGGUGAGAUGAUCGAGUACCACGACAUCAGUGGGUGCUACGUCUUGCGGCCCUGGUCCUUCUUCAUUUGGGAAGAAAUCUCUCGCAUGCUAGAUGCUGGGAUCAAAGAUCUGGGGGUGCAAAAUGCCUAUUUCCCUUGCUUUGUGAGUCAGGAGAUGUUGGAAGUGGAGAAAAGCCACCUCGAAGGCUUCGCUCCUGAGGUGGCCUGGGUGACGCGCUCGGGCGAGUCGCAGCUGGCGAAGCCCAUUGCUUUGCGGCCCACCAGCGAGACCAUCAUGUAUCCCUUCUUCGCCAAGUGGAUCCGAUCGCAUCGAGAUUUGCCACUGAAAUUGAAUCAAUGGGCGAAUGUCGUGCGAUGGGAAUUUCGCCAACCAACGCCUUUCCUGCGCACACGAGAGUUCUUGUGGCAGGAAGGCCACACGGCCCAUGCCACAGCAGAGGAGGCGCAGGAGAUGGUGGAUGCUGCGUUGGAGCUCUAUGAGCGAACGUAUACUGAGCUGCUGGCAGUGCCGGUCCUUAAGGGAAUGAAGUCUGAAGAGGAGAAGUUUGCUGGAAGUCUCCAUAGCCAGACCUUGGAAGUCUUCAUUCCAGCCACCGGCCGCGGAAUCCAGGCAGCCACGUCCCACCAUUUGGGGCAGAAGUUUGCCGAGAUGUUCGGGAUCCACUUUGAGGACGACUCGGGUCGGAGGCAACUGGUGCAUCAGAGCUCCUGGGGCAUGACGACUCGGUCCCUGGGAAUCAUGAUCAUGGUGCAUGGCGACGACAAAGGCCUGGUGCUACCUCCCAGAGUGGCGCCGGUGCAGGUCGUUCUAAUUCCCAUUGCCAGCAAGGGAGAUGCAGCAGGUGAGUUUAAAUGCUGGCAGCUCAUGGAGGAGUUGAAGCUGCAUGGCAUCCGCGCAGAGGUGGAUGCUCGAGGCAACUAUACGCCUGGUUGGAAGUUCAACUGGUGGGAGCUGAAAGGUGUGCCACUGAGAGUGGAGGUCGGGCCACGGGACCUGGAUCGUGGGACGUGCCGAGUGGUCCGGCGCCUGGAUGGCUCCAAGAAGGAUGUGGAGCAGUCACAGCUGGCGGCCAUUGUCAGAGAUGACUUGAAGGACAUCCACGCGGCCAUGCUCCGAAAGGCCACUGAGGAGCGCGAUGCUGGCAUUGCCAAGGUCAUGGACUGGAGUGAGGUCGUGCCGAUGCUGAAGCAAAAGAAACUCAUCUUAGCUCCCUGGUGUGAGACUGCUGCGUCGGAGCUGCUCAUCCGGCGGCGAACGAAAGAGGCAGAGGAUGGAAAGGAAGCUGCGCUGACUGGUGCGAUGAAGAGCCUCUGCUUGCCGUUUGACCAGCCACCACUGCCGAGCGGUACGAAGUGCUUCUUUACAGGAGAGCCCGCAAGAAGGUGGUGCUUGUUCGGCCGCAGCUACUGA
This is a messenger RNA of Durusdinium trenchii, 2526 nucleotides long. Lineage: Eukaryota; Dinophyceae; Suessiales; Symbiodiniaceae. The record is from the annotation of a GenBank genome assembly.